UUUUUUUUUUAAAUUUCCCCGAGUUAUGUUUAUUUAAAAUUCCUAAAUUUGUUUUAAUUUAUUAUAUUAAAAAUUAAAAUAAUCUUUACUUAAAAUCAAUUUCAAUAUGAAUAAAUCUUUGAUAAUUUUCCUCCUGCUUGCUCUGAUUUUCUGCGAAUCACAUGCUACUGGGAGAGGGAGCAUCCGUUCAUCAAACAAGAAAAUCAAAAUAAAAUGCAUAGAUAUGCUACUGAAAUAUUGCGAAUUAAGCACAAAUUUUGAAUUGAAAGAAUAUAAAAAUGAAAAAUUAAUAGAAAUUCUAGAUACAAAUAAUGUAGAGGAAAAUAAUAAACUAAACAGACUUUUUGGGAAAAAAAUUCGCAAUCCGCUAGAAAGACUACGAAUUUAUUUCCGCUAUUGCAAGGAUUAUGAGAAAGAAACUGAUGAGAGCAAAAAAGAAAUUUUAAGAAAAUAUUUGAAAAAGAAUAACCUUACAUUAUUAGCGGGGUCCUCUUCUGAAUUUACCAAAAUGGAAAUAUUAAAGCGAAUAGAGAAUCUAUUCACAGUUACGGGUAUUUUACCAAUUACAAUCUAUUUCCAAGAAAAUAUUAUGGGAAAGAAGGAGGUAAUCUGGUUAGAAUAUUUAUCUUAUGCUUCCUACCUAAUAAUUAAAGACCUAAAUAAGAUAUAUACUCAAUUGGGCGGAAGUGAAACUAGAGGCGAGAAUAUGAAAAAGAUUGCAAGGGAUUAUGAUCAAUUACGAAGUCAUAUAAUCAAGAAUAGCACAGACGAACAGAUACUCUAUGUGAAUGCUUCUGGAACACUUAAAAUCACUAAUCUUACACAACUCAUAGAAAAUCUUGCCAAAGACGCUAAUAUGAUAUUGUCUAAAAACACGCACAUAACGAUUCAAAAGUCAUUUAUUGAAAACUUCAACAAGUUCACUGAGAAAUUCUCUAAUUCCAUUGAAGAUCUUAUAGACCUUCAUAAUUUUUUUGUGAUAAUAACUGUGCAUAAACUGAAUUUGCUACUAAAAGAUGUAAAAUUAGAAAAAGAAUUAUUCAACGGAUAUUCCCACCUAGAUUCUAAUGAUAUUCAAAGGAAAUGUCUAAAUAAUUUAUUAUCAGUUAAUGAUAGAAUCUUGGAUCCUUUAUUCCUUAUAAAGCUAAACAAUAAAACGAUAAAUACGUUUAAGACAAUUGCGAAAGAUAUGCUAAAGCAAAAACAAUGGUUAAAAAAUAUGCUUUUUAUUGAUACCAAAGCUGAUUUAAAGUUGACUAGUUUAGAUUCGAUACAAUUUCCAGAAGCAUUCUAUAAACUAGGAAAAGACCAUAUUAAGAAUAGUGUUAUGUUGACUAAAUUGAAAAGAUAUGAAGGAUUUUAUUCUGCACCUAAUAUCUGGUUUGAAUUAUUUUUGAAUCAUCACUAUUCAGAUUUAGUUGAAACCAAUGAACAAAACAAUAUCAUAUUCAUAAUAGAGAUAGCAAUUACAAUGCUAAAUGACUUAAUUCUUUAUCCCAAUUGUAACGAGGCAAAGAAAAGUGAUGAUGUUCGAGAUUAUUCUCGCAUUACAAACGCUCUUAACUUAGCCUAUUUGUUUGAAAGUACCCAAGAUAUUGAUCCUAAUAAAGUUUGGCUUGAACCUUCUAAAGCGAAAAUUUUAAUUGAACAUUUUUGCAAGAAAAAUACUAUUAUCCCAUUCAAUAUUGAAGCAAAAAAAAUAAUCGAAGUAUUAUCAGCAUCUUUUGCUGUUGCGAAAAAAUAUAAAUGUAUAAAAAGCUCUAUGAAUUUGAAUAAUUGUGAAAGACCUAAUCAAGCAGAAUUAUAUUCUCAAAGGGCAAGGGUAUUAUAAAUUUCUAUAUUUAAAUGGGCAAUUUAUUUCAAAAACUUUAUUUAUCAAUAAUAAUCACACAGAAAUUUGAUUAAAAAUAUGUUUAAAAAAAUAA
Gordionus sp. m RMFG-2023 is the source of this 1925-nucleotide messenger RNA. RefSeq lists its product as uncharacterized. The transcript has 18 exons. Bases 107 to 1831 code for a protein of 574 amino acids. The record is from RefSeq and is a predicted model, not a curated record. NCBI's taxonomy places the organism in Eukaryota, Metazoa, Nematomorpha, Gordioida, Chordodea, Parachordodidae.